AUCUUUCUUUUUUUUGUGUGGGCACCUGAAGUCAUGGCUGGAACUGGGAAUUCGAUGCUAUACUCAUUUCUUCUAUUCAUCGCGACACUCUCUCUGCAGGAAGUGUAUAGAGGAAAGUUAGCAUCUUCAGAAUUGUAUACCAUCCUCGGAGGAUUCACUAGUUCUCUCAUAUUCAUGUUUUUGUUAACGUUCAUCGGAAACUAUCAAGAAACAUGUGGUGUAAGGACUGGAUGGGGUUCUGUUAUACUUGCUGAGGUAGUUGCUCUUAUUGCUGCUGGCACUGUUCAUCGAGUUAGCAUCACGACAUGCUUCUUGUUCUCAGCCGCAUUGCUCUAUGAGGUCAACAAGCUCUCAGGAGUGAUGGUUUCUAGAAGUGAAUCUAGAGGCAAAAGGUACUAAUGUACGUUUUGGCCUCCUAGACCAGGAUGAUUAGAACCAUUUGCUUACCUUUGUACUUUUCAUAGUAAUGUUAUGGAGAGGUGAAGCAAAUUUUACGAGAACUUGCAGAAUGAUAUUUUAAACGAAAUCAUGAGCGAUUUAUAUGACUGCAUUCUUGGCCAUUUGUAGGUUUACUUGACUCGAGUAUUUUGAUAGAUUUAUUGAGCAACUUAAAGUUACAUGUUA
Molecule: messenger RNA, 624 nt
Organism: Lycium ferocissimum
Lineage: Eukaryota; Viridiplantae; Streptophyta; Magnoliopsida; Solanales; Solanaceae
Exons: 4
Coding region: 34-399 (121 amino acids)
Source: RefSeq, a predicted model, not a curated record